UCAAAAGUGGCGCGCGUUUUGACACGUGUGACAAAGUGUUUUUUUUAUUUUAAUACUUAAUGGCUGCAAUUUCAAUAGUGUUUUAAUUUUGUUGCCAGUCAACUCUUAAAAUGGAAGAUGAAGCCGACAUGCCUGUCAAAGACGGGUUGAAGAAGUCAUUGAUUGGUGUCAUAGACGAUGGCACCAAAACUGUCAGAUUUGUGAUAUAUGAAGCGGAACGUUCAGAAGAGUUAGUAGCUUACCAGUUAGAUAAAACAGAAGUACAGCCGCAAGAAGGAUGGUAUGAACAGGAUCCUAUGGAGAUAGUGAACCACAUCAAAAUAUGUGCUGAGAACGCUAUUGGACAGUUGACUGAGUUAGGAUACUCUAAAGAAGAUAUAGUGACGUUAGGUAUAACGAAUCAGAGGGAGACAACGAUAGCGUGGGACAAAUAUACAGGAGUUCCACUACAUCCUGCUAUAGCUUGGAAUGACAUACGAACAGACAGCACUGUGGACGCUAUUCUAGCUAAACUACCUGAUAGAAAUAAGAAUUAUCUGAAGAAUAUCAGCGGGUUACCUAUCAGCCCUUAUUUUAGUGCUCUCAAGAUGCGUUGGAUGAAGGAUAAUAUAAAAGCAGUGAGGCGAGCAAGCAGGGAUAAAAGAUUGUUGUUCGGUACUGUUGAUUCUUGGAUUGUUUGGAAUUUAACCGGAGGUCCUCAAGGUGGUCUGCAUAUAACAGAUGUGACAAAUGCUUCUAGGACUUUACUGAUGGACCUCGAUACAUUAAAUUGGGACCCUAUGCUCUGUAGGUUAUUUGGUAUACAUAGAGAUUCUCUGGCACAAAUACGAAGUAGUUCUGAAUUGUAUGGAGUUGUAAAAGAUGGCUCCAUUUUGGAUGGAUAUGAGAUAUCUGGGACAGUUGUAAAUGCGAUAAUCUGCGGUUUAACAGCCUUUACGACAAAGAACCACAUCAUCAGAGCGGCGCUGGAAGCGGUCUGCUUCCAAACUAGGGAUAUUCUAGAAGCAAUGAACAAGGACUGCGGCGCGGCGCUGAGCAAGCUGCACGUGGACGGGACCAUGUCCGCCAACAGCCUGCUGAUGCAGCUGCAGNNNNUAAUGAGUAAUUGGUGUGCAGUGCGCGCGCACUCGUGGGACAUGUCUGCGCUGGGCGCGGCGGUGUGCGCGGGGCGCGCGCGCGCUCUCUGGCCGCUGGACCAGUGGCGGCAGGCGCACCACGACACCUUCCUGCCCACCACCACCGACGACGACCGAGAUGCAAGAUAUACAAAAUGGAAGAUGGCGGUGCAGCGCUCCCUCGGCUGGGCUACAACAAAGAAAUCCAUCGUAAUGACAGAGGAAAGAUACAAACUGCUGGCUUCAAUUCCUGCAACUUUGUAUAUAAUGGGAAGUUUCGCGAUGCUAGUCAUGUCAAAUAUACUUAAAAAUAGUUGAUAAGUCAAAAUGAUACUUAUGUCUUUGUGUUAAGGUCGAUUUUUCCAUUUGACAUGGGUAAUGGUAUUUUUGUUUUUAAAUUUAUUCCUGUGUUUAAGAUCUCAUUUCAAGGGCUGUAGAAGGUAUAGACGUUUUUUCAAUUAUAUGGGUGUUUGGAAAUUAAUGUUCGUGUCUAAACUUUUUAUAACUCUAUACUAAUAAUACAACUUUCAGGGCUUUUCCCACCAAAAUGUAAAUUGUUUGAUAACAAUUCAAUGUAUAAAAUAUGUGAAAUAUCGUAUUUUGUUACCUUAUCUGAGUGACGUCAUUUUUAAGCUAUCUGAGCCUCUAUCAGCCAGUAGUGGGACAAGCUCUUUAAGUUACAUAUUGUCAAUGUUCGGAGGUUACAUUUUUGUUCUUUAACCUAUAUUAGCAGAGUAUGGGAAGAGGAGAUAUUGUCUCUCCUCUGAUUGUUAGGCAACGUAUUCACAAUCUUGUUAGGAUAAAAAACUAGAUAGCAUUUAUAUAAGUGAUAAUUAAAAAGACAAUCUGAUUUUAAGUAAAAAUAAAUUGUCAGAUUUCUAAUAGACCAAGUGUAGAAUCUAUCGGCAACAUACACAGUCUAGGAAGUUAAUUUCCUACCCAUUUUGGUCAAAUUAAUACAAUUAUGUUCACAAGCUUAUCUGACCCGGCGGACGUACUAAGAAAUAAUGACGGCUUCUUUUAGUACUGUAGUUGCCUUA
Messenger RNA from Papilio polytes (common Mormon), 2155 nucleotides. It is a transcript of the gene Gk2, whose product is annotated as putative glycerol kinase 3. The coding region runs from base 111 to 1433 and encodes 440 amino acids. Lineage: Eukaryota; Metazoa; Arthropoda; Insecta; Lepidoptera; Papilionidae. Gene Ontology annotation, cellular component: mitochondrion. Gene Ontology annotation, molecular function: glycerol kinase activity. Gene Ontology annotation, biological process: triglyceride metabolic process; glycerol-3-phosphate biosynthetic process; glycerol metabolic process. The record is from RefSeq and is a predicted model, not a curated record. The transcript has 13 exons.